Messenger RNA from Blepharisma stoltei, 2594 nucleotides. The record is from the annotation of a GenBank genome assembly. NCBI's taxonomy places the organism in Eukaryota, Ciliophora, Heterotrichea, Heterotrichida, Blepharismidae.
AUGGGAAACUGCUGUACAAAAAAUCAAUACAGUGACAUUCAGGAAAACUUAGCCGCAAUUGUGACUGAAGAAUGGUUUAUUGGGAAUGAUUACUUUGAUUGGGCUAGCUAUCAUCGUAACAUCGAAUAUGAAAAUUAUACCUUCUUUCAGAAAGCCCUGUACCAAGGAUGGAAAGAUAUUAAUCUUAAUCAGAAUUUCUUAGAAGGAUCAUCAACCACCCCUCAAUUUAACAACUCCGCGUACAUGCAGCUCUGCCUAGAUAUCAGAAAAGGAGUGCCAAACUAUUUAAUUCGAAAUGUUAUAACUUCCCCCCCUCCGUGAGUGAACAAAAAAAUUUUGUUCACUCACGGAGGGGGUUAAUUUUUUUUUUUAAAAAAAAUUUAUAUAUAAAAUAUAGAAAAUAUUUUUUUUCGAAAUUUAAAAAAACCUUAAUUCGCAAAAAUUGGAAAGCAAAAAUUAAUUUAAUUUAUAAAAUUUAUGUUUUAAAAAGCAAUUCGUUUAAAAAUCUAACAGAAUUAGCUCUAGAUUUCAUUAUAAUAGUUAUCACUUAUAUAUCAAAAUUUUUUUCCCUUAAUUUUUUUUUCGCUCACGGAGGGUGGGUUUUUGGGCAAAAAAUAGCGAUUUUUCUAAUGGUUUUGUUCACUCACGGAGGGGGGGAGUAAGCAAAUUAAUUACAUUUGACAACGAGAUUGCUAAAACAGAAUAUUAUGACUACACAAACAACUUGGAUCCCGAAUUAAACUUCUCUGAGCUUCCUCCAAGUGCUGAGCCUUUGUUUGGGAGAAAAGAUUUGAUGAAUUGUUUCUUAACAUUUCAAGGGGCUACCGUUUGUAAAACGAUUUUAUAUGUAAUUCAUAAAAAAUCGACUGAUAUAGAAGCCUGCUUAAUAUUGCCUAGGGUUGUUCAGGCUUUGCUCUGGUUUAUGAAGGAGCACGAAACUUAUCAAAUUAUCCAAGUUUUAAUUGCAGAGUCACACAAAUAAAAUGGCGACGACACCGACCCGUCCUCUCCCGGAACUGAGGCGAGAUUGGGGACCUUGCUGCGGCCUGAAGCCAAUCCGCUCAGGGAAAAGUCUGGAAUGGGUACUGGUAGUUUGUGUCCGGCUAGGUUUCCCUCCCAGUCCAGCAACGACGAUUCUAGGGUCGUCCCGAUAGGACACGGGGCAAAAAGGGUUUUUCCCUCUAGGGACCGCUAGUGCCAAUUUGGAGGGCAUGGCAGGAGCCGACAAGAGCUAAGGAGUUAAUCCUUAGCUCUAACCCUAGUCUGGCGACGUGAAAGCACGGUGACUCAGUUCGCCUACUUCCGGGAUAGCAUGACCAAGCCCCAUGACCGGAAGGAGCUGAGUGGUAGCCUGUGGCACUUAGGUGCACACUGGGAGCAGGGCAAGGAAAGCAAGCGAGGCGUCCAAAAGACGGAAGAAAAGGACCUUCGGUCCUGGCCGGGAGCUACUCUAUAAAUUUAACUAAGACUAAGAUUAAUUGCAGAGUCACGAUACAGAGAAAAUUGUCCAAAAUUCACAUUUCAUUUCCCGUUAACAGUUAUAAAGCAUAAAAGGAUCGUUAAGAAUAUUUUGAGAAAAGUCAAAGAAAUGCUAAAAGACGUUGAAAUCGCUGAUAAGAAAAUCGAAGAAGUUAUUAAAGAUAUUGCGUUUAACAUGCUAAUUGGGUAUAUAUCGCCUUCCUUUUAUCCAUUGAUUUUGAUGAAUUUUCUAGCUGAUGGAAUUGGGUCAGUCAUGAAGUUCACAACUGCAAUCGUAUAUUUGGCACUAAAAAGAUGUGAAGAGCUUAGGGAUGGAAAUAAAACAAUUCCGGAUUGGAAAUCUUAUGCCAGAACUCAAAUCGCAAUUUUUAAAAUCCUCAAAGUAAUUUAUGACUAAUGAGUUGUAUUCGGCUUGACAUUUUAUUCAAUUUUCUAUAGUAUCAAUUAUUAUUUUUCUAUUAAAAUCAAUAUAAACUGUAUACAUAUAGAAAGCCUUUAAAAUCAAUUUUGGCAAGCCUGAUGCCACUGAAACUUCAUCUGUCGCGACGGACAGCGAUGUUUUUAAUUAUGUCCCUUACUUCGAUGGAGCUUCUGCAAUAAUGAAAACUCAAGAAGACGUAAUUUCUAUAUAGAUCCAUAAUCUUUGCACGCUGAUUCCAAAAUUAUUUUUAAAGCACAGAAUGAGCUUAAUGUACUCUAUAACUUCAAAUGGAUUGGAUUCGGCAAAGUUUAUGAGUAGCAUUAUUAAUAGCGAUUCCCCAAUAAUAAUUUUAGUCGAAACCAAAAAAAACUAUGCGAUAGGGAUAUUUUUAGAUAGGACUAUAGAAAAUGAUAUGGAAAUGUGUAGCUCCGAAUGCAAACUGUUCAGUAUAAGACCUGAAAAAGUCGCGUAUAGUCAUAAAGAAGACGAAGCGAUUAGAAUCAGAGCCAACAUGAAAAUCGGUUUUUCAGUUUUAUCACAAGAAGGGUAAUUUUUAUAUAGAAACAUUAUUUUCCAAAUAUGCCCAGGUAUGAUUACAGGUAUAUCUAACGAAUCUACAGCAUUUAAUUCCAAGCAAUUAUUUAAAAACAGUGAGUUCUCUAUAUUCAAUAUUGAGAUCUACAAAGUUGCCUAA